AUGGCUGCAUACACCAAACUUGAGGACGCCCCGCGGGCUUUGGGUGAGGAGAGUGAUAGAGAUACGCUCUUAGGUUACGAGACUGGGCUCGCCAUACCCCGAAAGCCGCGGCCGUGGUGGCGGCGUGUCCAGCUCCCAGUCUUGUACCUCUCCAACCUCUUGCUCCUACUAAUAAUCUGGACCCUAUCUCUUCAAAACCUGCACCUGUCCCGUGAGAGUGGAAGAGAUCCAUCUUCAACCGUCUACUCACCGGCAAAUGAGGCGAUUGAAUACGAGGAAAAGUUAUUCAAGGGAGGCUUCUUCACCAAAGCGAACGAGUACAUGGGCUUCCCGACCAAAGAGACAGAUGAGGCGUGGAGCGAUCUGUUCAAUUUCGGCGUCAGCGUUAUCACACCCGAGGAGGCAGCCAAACUGCCGAUGCCGACACUGCCGAUCCCUGACACGGACAAGUACCUCGUCGAGUUGGAGGUCUUCCACGUCCUGCACUGUCUCGACGAUAUCCGCAAAGUGUUCUACCCGGAGUGGUACGGUCCAGCGAUUCUAAACUUGACACAGCCCGACGGCUCACUGGACCGGGACAACAACUUUUUCCGUCACUUUGACCACUGCAUCGACGCGAUCCGCCAGUCGGUUAUGUGCCACGCCGACGUGUCGCCCAUCUCGUUCCACGUCGUGCUGCCACCGGACGACGUUGACGAUGUCGGCACGGGCAUCUUCCCACGCCUGGGCACUAAGCACACGUGUCGGAAUUUCGAGAAGAUCCAAGACUGGGCGCGUGCGCGUACCGUCGGCCGAUGGAGCCCAAUCCUAACUGCAGAAGAGGCGCGGCGGGUGGCAGAAGAGGCGGGUUACGACCAGGCAUCUCUUGAGGAUGAUCCGAUCUGGGGCUCGUAG
Messenger RNA from Phialemonium atrogriseum, 894 nucleotides. RefSeq lists its product as uncharacterized. Gene Ontology annotation, biological process: mycotoxin biosynthetic process. The transcript has 4 exons. The coding region runs from base 1 to 894 and encodes 297 amino acids. NCBI's taxonomy places the organism in Eukaryota, Fungi, Ascomycota, Sordariomycetes, Cephalothecales, Cephalothecaceae. The record is from RefSeq and is a predicted model, not a curated record.